CACCCUCCCCGCCAAUCUUAACACCAAUCUUCUCAGCCUUACCCCAAAGCCACCACCAGCAUGAAGGCUUCUCUGAUCCUUGCUGUCGUCUCCGCUGCCGUCGCAAUGGCGAGCCCUGCUGAGGUCUCGCUCAACCGUGCCUUCCGGGCGGUCACAGUUGAUGGUACCACCACCCAGACUGCAUGUAUCGAGUGUCCAUGCGGCAACACCUUCAACGCUGUCUGCGAGUGCGUCCCCGGUGGCUGCUGCUGCACCUAGGUCUCUCAUCCAGCUCCCGCGGGUGUGAUCUAAACGACACUUUUCCAUAGAUCACAGAGGAUGCAACUCACUUCCACCUUUUCACGGCUCACGACCAAUGCAUUACUGUACGAUACCACCUGCAACUUUUCGAUGGAUUUCCACACAUACGGGGCCGGCACAAAAGCUGGAUUACCUGGAUGGAUGGGCAUUUUGGUUUUUCUCUUCACGGAGUGUCAUGUCGACUGGCAUUUCCUGACAUGUAUUCAUGAUUUUACUCACGGUUAUUCCCUCAUGACUGUGUUUCCUGGGACUAGCGAUAGUCUUCAGUGGAAGGGAAUAGAACGAUAAUACAACACCAAUUUCAAAA
Messenger RNA from Lindgomyces ingoldianus, 607 nucleotides. RefSeq lists its product as uncharacterized. Bases 61 to 258 code for a protein of 65 amino acids. The record is from RefSeq and is a predicted model, not a curated record. The transcript is spliced from 2 exons. NCBI's taxonomy places the organism in Eukaryota, Fungi, Ascomycota, Dothideomycetes, Pleosporales, Lindgomycetaceae.